CCAGCCCGCCUGUGGCUAAGAGGAGCCGCGCAUGCGCUGCGUGCCCCAGUGGCGUAGGACCUGGUCUGCUCUCCACUCGCUGCAGGGCGGGGUUUCUUCCUGUCCGAGUGGGUCUGCUGUGGACAUGGCUGCUCGCUGCACCCAAACGGUGCUGGCCGUUCUGGGGCUACUCAGUGGAUGUGCGGCCAGCAGCUCCCGGUCCGGGACUUCGGGAGAGGCGGGUGGGGAGGCAGAAUGGCCGGAGCCGUGGGACGGCGCGGUUUUCCGGCCGCCUGCUGCGCUAGGCGCAGUGGGGGUGGCGCGCGGGCUGGAGUCCCUGCCACCGGGGAGCACAGAUACGGUGGACCUACCGGUGCUGCUGUGGUGGAGCCCAGGCCUGUUUCCACACUUCCCGGGAGACUCGGAGCGCAUAGAAUGCACUCGGGGCGCGUGCGUGGCGUCCCGGGACCGGCGGGCGCGCGCGGACCCGCGGACGCGCGCACUGCUCUUCUACGGCACGGACUUCCGUGCAGCCGACGCCCCCCUGCCGCGCCUGGCGCACCAGAGCUGGGCGCUCCUGCACGAGGAGUCGCCGCUCAACAACUUCCUGCUAAGCCACGGCCCCGGCAUCCGCCUCUUCAACCUCACAGCCACUUUCAGCCGCCACUCGGACUACCCGCUGCCGCUGCAGUGGCUGCCCGGGGCCGCCUAUUUGCUCCGGCCUGCGCCUCCGCUCCGGGAACGCGCCGAGUGGCGUCGUCGCGGGUACGCGCCGUUGCUCUACUUGCAGUCCCACUGCGACGUGCCCGCGGACCGGGACCGCUACGUACGCGAGCUCAUGCGCUACAUCCCGGUGGAUUCCUAUGGCAAGUGCCUUCAGAACCGCGAGCUGCCCACCGUGCGGUUACAGGACACAGCCACAGCCACCACCGAGGAUCCAGAACUCUUGACCUUUCUCUCUCGCUAUAAGUUCCACUUGGCCCUGGAAAAUGCCAUCUGCAAUGAUUACAUGACAGAAAAACUGUGGCGCCCCAUGCAUCUGGGCGCUGUGCCUGUGUACCGUGGCUCACCCUCUGUGAGGGACUGGAUGCCCAAUAACCACUCCAUCAUCCUAAUUGAUGACUUUGAGUCCCCCCAAAAGCUGGCAGAGUUUAUUGACUUUCUGGACAAGAAUGAUGAAGAGUAUAUGAAAUACCUGGCGUACAAGCAACCAGGAGGCAUCACUAACCAGUUUCUUCUGGAUAGCCUGGAGCACAGGGAGUGGGGAGUGAAUGACCCCAUGCUGCCUAACUACCUCAAUGGCUUUGAGUGUUUCGUCUGUGACCAUGAACUGGCUCGGCUAGAAGCCGAGAAAGCACAUGCAUCCUCUCCUGGGGACAUUCCUGUCCCAGAGCCUCACAUUGCCCAGCCCUCACACAUGAACUGCCCAAUGCCUACCCCUGGCUUUGGCAAAGUGGAAGAGAUUCCUGAGAAUGACAGCUGGAAGGAAAUGUGGCUACAAGAUUAUUGGCAAGGUCUCUAUCAGGGGGAAGCACUCACUGCCAUGAUCCACAACAAUGAAACACAGCAGAGGAAGUUUUGGGAUUAUGUGCAUCAGCUCUUCAUGAAAAGGAAUAAAAAUCUCUAACCGCCCUUGCAAGAGCCUUUAGCUUGGAAGACUUGUGGAAACUUUCACCAUGGCACCUAAGGCACAUCCACUGCUACCUUGAGUGAAUAUCAUCUGCCGUGUUCAUUGAUUCUCCUGCCCUGUACUGGGAAUGGGACCUGAGGUUUUGAGAAUGCUAGACAAGUGCCCUCAGCCCUCUCCACUGUACCUGAAUGGUGUGGAGCCAGUGUCUCAGCCUAUGAUAAUAGAGCUUCUUCUUAAGGAGAGGCAGAAGCCAGAGGCACCCGUUUGACUCAAGGAUGUCUGUAGCCAUUUUGUCAUUUCAAAUGUGGACAGGAUGGGUCAAGCUGUGAUCUAAAACGUCUAUCAUUUAGUGCCUUUUUCAGUGGCGUCUGUUCCUCAUCUUUUCUUAGCAGCUGAUACACGGGUGGAGAGGCAAAAUGGGGGGGGAGGGGGAGGGCUAU
Onychomys torridus (southern grasshopper mouse) is the source of this 2049-nucleotide messenger RNA. It is a transcript of the gene Pofut4, whose product is annotated as fucosyltransferase 11. Lineage: Eukaryota; Metazoa; Chordata; Mammalia; Rodentia; Cricetidae. Gene Ontology annotation, cellular component: Golgi membrane. Bases 32 to 1606 code for a protein of 524 amino acids. The record is from RefSeq and is a predicted model, not a curated record. Gene Ontology annotation, molecular function: alpha-(1->3)-fucosyltransferase activity. The transcript has 3 exons.